Caenorhabditis auriculariae is the source of this 8368-nucleotide messenger RNA. Lineage: Eukaryota; Metazoa; Nematoda; Chromadorea; Rhabditida; Rhabditidae. The record is from the annotation of a GenBank genome assembly.
AUGCCGAAAAGGGCUGCUCCGUUGCCGGAAAUUAAGCUCGAACUUCACGGAGAAGAAGAAGAGGUUUACGAAGAAGAUUUUGAGAAGACCGGAGUCAUCUACCAGGCACCUGUAAGUUUUUCUCUCACACUCAAAACAACUGGGAAGUAUUUUCCAGGGGUCUCCGUACAAAAACGGCUGCUUAGAAGAGGAGGAAGACUUUUCCCAUUCGUCAUAUAACGAUACAGAUGAUGGACAGGACGAGGAAUUUUUUGCGACGAAUAUUGAAGUACGGAUUUUCAGAUUUAGGGUUUUUUUUUAGGGUUAUCUUUUCAGGUGCCAGACCCGAGUAUCGAUUUCUUAGAGAAGUGUCAUGGCUUGGGACUUGAUCCCAACUCGCAGGUUCUGCUCACUUCCUGGGAGCUCUAUUUUCGGGCUUCCCAGCAGGUUCUUCUCGAGGUUUGGCUGAUAAUUUAUAUGAUUUAUUCACAUAGAGACAAAAAAUGCAGAAAGGGCGAAAAAAUUUUCUUCCUAAUUGGGGAAGUCUCAAACUGUGAAUGAACUUUUUUCCCUUAAAAAAAAUGUUGAAAGCGUUUUUUGAAGCCCUAUUUUCCGUGUAGCCUUGGACCUCUUGUAAAAUUGUCCCAUCGUCUGAUUCUCUGCUUUUCACACGCUAUUUCUUCUCAGAAAGCUCCACAUCUAGUAAUCAUUUAAGUAUUAUAUUUUUUAGGUUUUUUUUUUAACCAGUUUCUCCAUUUUCUUCUUCAAAAUUAUAUUUUUUACGAGCCUUAAACAUUUCCAGGGCGAUCCCAACGCCUGGAAAGCGGCCGCAAUAUACUAUUAUCUACUAAAUCGAGGCAUAAAACUCAUCGGAAAAUUGCCGAAAGUUCUUUGCGUCGCAUUUCCCUUCGAAGCCGGACGAAUCCUCACAAUUUUCAAUAUCAGGUAGGGCUAAUUUGUAGGUUAAAAUAUGAUUUUCUUAGUGCAAUCGAGCUUUUCGACAAAGUCGCGAGGUUUACCGAGAUUUUGAGUACAAGGAAAACGAGGAGAAUCGCAGAGUUUACAAGGAGAAAUCAGGUUGGUUCAGCUUCCUUAUAAGGAGGUUAUUUCACUUUUUGGUUGGAAAAAUUUGUGAAAAUUGGUCAGAAUACUCUUUGGUUAACUAAAUGAAGGUCAUGUGGGUCUUAAGCUUAAAAAAAUUUUAAUUUUCGCAAAAAAAAAAUGUUCCAAGUUGUAGAAUGGCUAAUUUUAACCGAUUUUGAAGGUUUUCUUUGACUUGGAGCUACUUUUUUUCAGAGAACAGAUUUUUGAAAAUUGGAAUUUCCAGGGUCUUUAUAAGCUUCACCAAACAAAUUCCUAGGAAAAUCGAAAAAAGGCCUUUUUUGGGACAGUUUUUGACACUUCUAACCCCUCCAAAUUUUGAAAAAAUUUUAGAAAAUCAUAUAAUUUCCAGGAAUCCCUCGCACUGUCUUCAGUAGUCUUCAAAAAAUUCCUACCGAUAUUCCGAAGAUUAUUCUGUUUGGUGAAAGAAGAUGAAGCCUCGAAAUCGACCAAUCCAGUUUCGACGUCUCAACUUUUUUCCCUCAUUUGGGUGUCCUACCUCAUGAUGAAAAGUUUGUUUUUUGUUCUGAGAGCCCAAAACUUCUCAAAUUUCAAUUCGUUAUCAUUUUAUUAUUCAUUUUUCCCACACAACUCAGCCUUUUCUCAUAGGUUAAACUAAAAAAUUCGUUUGGGGACCCUCAAAAAGAGCUGAAAAAGAUCCGCUAGAAGCUCCUAAAAUAAUAGAAAAGUCAUUUAAGCUUAUUUUUGAUAGCCUCAGGAUUUUUUUUGAACAGUUUUUCCAGCAUUUUUCAAUUGCGGAGAAUAUGUAACCAUAUGAAAAAUCGGAAAAGGCUCCAUAAAAAUGUUUUCUUGUGCGGCGAGAAAUGUUUCUUUUUGUUGCCUUUUUGCGCCAUUUUUUCAGCCCUUAUGCACCUUUUUUGCUGCCUAUCUCCUUUUCCACCAUUUCUUGAUCCUUUAAAAUCCUAGAAAAAAUGGAAGGCUCGAUAAAAGGACCCUUUUCGCUGCCUUUCUGCGGCCAUUAACCAUCAUUCCUAUUUUGCCCAAGAAAGAUCUUUUUCAAAAGAUCUUUUGUAGGAGUUUUCCGUUUCGACCGAAAUCUUGGCUUCUUUCAGAAAAGUGCAAAAUAAUGUUUUAUUUUAAGCUAGAUGCAAUAUAACUAUCAAUUGAAGAUGAGGAUUAAAAAAAUAGUGAAAAAUAGACAAAAUGCAAAUUUACUUGAGGCAUGUUUCAUAGUGAUAAGAUUUCCCAUAUCGAUCGGAUUAUACAAAAAAAAAAAUUUGAACGAUUUUCUUGAUUUAUUAUCUUCCUAUCAACAUUUUUCUCAGGAUUUCUACCAAACGAGGAGCUUCUCAACGACUUCCAACUUCUGCUUUGUAUAAUCGACGCCAUUUAUUGCGACAUGUGCCAAACCAGUCUCGACGUUCAUUUUAAUAACGAUUUCGGUACUUUUCUUCUUAUCGUUUUUGCAAGAUUUCUAAAAGGUAGGGGGAAAAUAUGACGAUUUUUGAAGUAACAUAUAGUUUUGUUCUAAGCAGCAGUAUCAAUGUACUUCAAGAAAAAAAUUUUUUUUAAGGUUUUUAAUUUGAAGGCUUUUUCUUCUGAAAUAAAACAGAAAAAUAGUCUCUACAAGCUAAAUUUGAACAUUUUUUUGAGUUUUCUGAAGCUCACAGUUUUGAAAAAAAGUUUUAUGAGAAUUAAAAAAAUUUUUUUUAAUGUUUAAAAAAAUUAUAAAAAAUAACCCAGGAUGCUUUUUCGGUGGUAUGAAAAAAAGACCAGCGAAAAUUCAAACGGCGACUUUUCCGAUUUUUUCAUAUCGCUAGGGAUCUUUCCGACUUUUUUCCCUUAUGUUUUUCGGUUUAUAACACAUCUAUGAACAUUUUUUUCUUAUUUCUUUGUGUUUUUAAUCAUGAACCAACUAUCUACUUCAUAUAGCAAGAUUUAAAAUAAAGAUUUUAUCGAGAAGAAAAAGUCGGAAAGUUCCCUAGCGAUAUGAAAAAAAUCGAAAAAGUCGCCGUUUGAACUUUCGCUGGUCUUUUUUUCAUACUACCGCUUUUUUUUAGUUGAAAAAAAUUAUUUUUUUCAGCCCAAGAUUUAUUAAAUCGGAGCGAAACAGUACUGGAAGCUCUGUGUUCGGAAUUCGACGGCGCGAUUUUGGAGGCGAAAUUGUUCCGCGAGAAUUUCUACUGGAAACGACAUACGUGGUCGUGGCUCCCAGAUCGUUGGGACGUCGUCGAAAAUUGCGCCCCCGGCGGAUUAUUGUUCGUUUUUUACAGAUUUUAUUCCAAAUCAAUAUAGAUAUGAAAGUUAAUUUUGCCACAACUGAAAAAAUACGGAAUUUCUUUUCCAAGAGCCAUUAUUUUUUUAAUAGACUCUCUCACUUACUCCAUAAAUCCUAUCAAAACCGAUAUUCCGCUGAAAUUUCGGGUAUCUGGAAGUCCGAAAGUACACUGAAGGAGAGUUUCAUAAAAAAAUUCGACGAGGGGGAGGGGUGGGCUUCCUAUCUUGAAAUUGAAAGUUUUAAAAAAAUAGUAGAAUAGCCGAGCUUUUUAAAUAGUCGGUGGCGCUUUAUUUGAACUUUCGCCAAGAACUCCUUCUCCGUUUUGACGUUUUAGUGGCCACUAUAGUAGUCAAAAUUAGUGGCCACUUAAUUGGUUAAAAAUUAGUGGCGAUUAUAGAGGUCCUAGUGCUACGCCGCUUUUGAAGUUGGAAUGAAUCGACUAGGAAAAUUUCUAGUGGCCACUAUAGAGGCUCGCCAAGGACUACUUGGAGAGGACACUGAAGUGGCCAUUAAACCCUCCUCUAUAGGGGUCACUAUUUUCCGGUCAAGGGGCCACUCUAGAGGCUAUAGAGGCUUGGAGAGGACACUGAAGUGGCCACUAAUCCCACCUCUAUAGUGGUCCUAUUUCACGUUUUAGGGGCCACUAUAGAGGUUUUCUAUUUAGUGGCCACUUGAGUAGUUUUUCAUCCAGUAUUCCUUCCAGUAACUUUGAUAAUCUUAAAACAAACAGAUUGGAUCAGGUAUGUUGAUCCAUUGACCCCUAAAGUGGUCACUAAAACUUUUAGUGGUCUAGUAAUAGCACUUAGACCUCUAUAGUGGCCACUAAUUUUUGACCCCUUAAGUGGCCACUGAUUUGACUACUAUAGUGGCCACUAAAACGUCAAAACCUUAUAGUGGCCACUAAACUUUUUCCUAGUAGACAACGAGAACUUUCUAUCGUCUGAACCCACAAACUUUUUGAAGAGAUCGGCUCAAUGAAACGUACAACACGCUGCUUUUGCGGCGAGGACAGCUCGACGAGCGACUUUUCGUCCCGGACAACAUCGAACUGGUUUUCGAUGAGGCCUACGAUGGUUCGUUUCCUUUUGUAGUUGUCCCAGAAAAAUUAACUCUAAUGCCUAUUUCAGAAAGUAUUUUUUUGUUCUUGAAUGUUUUUCUUGUCCUUGUGUAGCCUUUAGGAAAUCUUGUGUUCCUGUGAAUAGCUAAAGUUGUCACUCUAGGACUUUUUUAGGGUCCUCUUGAGGGAGGCACUCUCUUCUAUAGAGGUCCCUAAAGCUCGCAGAAGUGGUCACUAUAGUGGUUUUAGCUAGUGUCUACUCUAGGGACGAGUUAGUUGUUACUAGACGUUCAAAUCAGAAUAAGAAGUUUCAAAGGCCGCUAUAGGGGCCACUUGGGUCACAGCCGAACUACUAAAGGGACCGCUUAGAUUUUAGCCCUCUAGGGUGCAUUAUUUUGUUCACUUUUGGGACCACUUUGGCGAUCCUAGGUACAGAAAAGCUGCCAAAUGUUUAAGGUCUUUUUUUAAAGCCUUUCAUUUUUCAGCUCCAAAAAAGACCAUAAUGCUUUUGGAGCUGAGAAAAUGACCCUUUCUCGUAAUAAAGCCAAUUUUUUAUUUUUCGAUUCAGAAAGUGCGGUUGAAGUAUUGAAAAGAGGGCCUGAUAAUCGGGUUUUCGAGGAUGCCCAGCUUUUGAUGACCAUUUCGGCUCAGGUUUUCCGAUUUCAAAUCAUUUUUAGAGCAAUAUUAGUCUUCAGAACUGCUUGGAACGGGUAACCGAGGGAAAGUUCACGAAACCUUUGGAAUACACAAGAAAGUUGGUCCCAUUUGUUGUCCCGAAAAGAAAAUUGUUUGAAGUUGUACCAUGCCGAUCGACAAACUCUGCAACUCGACCCUCCUUGGGGAACAACACAAUAUCGAAAUCUUGAAGGAUUUCGUCGCCGAAUUCCAAUUGGACACGUCGAGCUUGAAAAAGUUCUCCCAGGGAUUCCCCGAGAGCCCUUUGAAUCUGAUCAUCGAAUUUUACGAUCAAUUCCAGGCGGAGUAAGUUUUAUUCAAAUGGAAAACUGGCUCCAAAAUCGCUCUAAAAUGAAAACUAGGCGAUCAUACAUGGGACAGUCUCAUUGGGACCUGAAAAGGAAGGAGACUUGGCAAAAACGAGAAAAAAAGGGGGGGUGGCAAAAAAACUGUAAAAAAAUAAAUUUUCUGAAAAAAAGCUCUUUUUGUGAAGUUCAGUUGAUUAGCAGAAUCGAUUUUUCGAGUUUUUUUGGGGGGCGGGGGGCUUGCUAGUUUCGCUCAUCCCAUGUAUGAUACACCGGCUGGGUCCCACCUAGCCUUUUUGAGCGCGAAAUUGGAAAAAUUUACUGAAUUAGGCCGCACUUUUUUUGGGGGAGGGGGGAAGGGUAGACCGCGCUUUUUUUAAAGGGGGGAGGGUAGACCGCACUUUUUGGGGGAGGGGUAGGCCGCACCCCGGGGUAGGAUCCAGUCGACGUAUAGAGAUACAGAACCUUCCGGGAAGCUUCCUUUCAAUGCGCGCGGCCUGCUUUUUUGCAUGUGCCUUUAAUUUGGCCUAGUUUCCUCGAUAUUAAAGGCGCAUAUCCACAGGUAGGCCACGCGCAUCGAAAGGAAGCUCUCCGGAAGGAUUCGGGACAAGAUUGCCCGGAAUGGACCAUAACACCCAAGGAGGCCUGUCUGCGCUCUCCAUCAACCAGACACUAUUUCUUUUAUCAUCGUGUCAGGACCCUUUUUUCGAUGACAGCCGUGAAUCAGCUGAACUUUUAAAGUUUUGACUGUAUAGUCUGGUAAAAUUCAAGUAGAAUGACGCCAUUCAAAGACGCUUUGUCUUGCUCUCUGAUUGGUUUAUCGCGCCAUUAGGGGCGGAGCUUAGGAGAAAAUUCAAAAUCUGAAUUAUUCGAAUAUUGCGAAUGAAAUCUAAUUUUUUGAACUUUAGGGCCUCAUAAAGCGCAAAAAAAUCACUUUAAAGCUAUACGGAAAUUCAAAUUUCAGUUUCGCGGGCUUUAUCAAUAGAGCAUAUUUUCACUUUUUUGUAAGCUUUCUUUUUUUUCAUAGACUUUAAAUAAUCUACCAUGAGUGAAAAUUUUUUAAAAAUCUAAUUUGAGUCUUCUUCUAGAAAAGGACUCAUAAAAGUCUAUUUUUAAAUUAUUUUUUUUUGGUCAGAACCUCAAGUUUUUUUGCAGAUUACUGCAGCGAGUCGAAGAUGAUAAUAAAUGGGAUCCCAAUUUUGACACCGAUUUUUCCGACGGGUUGUCUGAAAAUCUGGAACUAUUGAAGUCUCUUUACUUGGUUCGUUUUCCUAGCCUUUUUUCAAAAUUUUCUUCUUUUACAGAGGUUCGUCGAUCUCGUUGUGGUGACGGAGGUUGAGCGCGGAACUUUGAAUAUUUAUAUUUUGGUAGGUUUUUCUUGUGUCGCUGGAAAUUCGAAAAAAUCGGUUUAGGGGGUCUUGAAACGAAAAGAGUUUGCAAAAUGUAUUUACGUCGCCGCCUUGGAGUUGGUCCUCUUCGCAAACUCGAGCCAACGACAGUUUCCUUGGAGCGCACAGGUUAUCAUUUUUGAAGACUUGAAAAGCUUGGUCGCAUUCGGAAUGGCUCUGCGCGUUGAGCCAUUCCGAAUGCGACCAUUUUUUGCAAGUGGAGAAAAUCUCUUGUGAAAUCACAAAGUUAAACCUGGGGAAAUGUUUAGUGGCCACUAUAGAGGCUCGCCAAGGACUACUUGGAGAGGACACUAAAGUGGCCCCUAAACCCACUUCUGUAGUGGCCACUAUAGAGGUUCUCUAUUUAGUGGCCUCUUCAGUGGUUUUUCAUCCAGUAUUCCUUCCAGUAACUUGAUAAUUAAAAAAAAAUAUUGGACCAGUUAUGUUGAUCCACUGACCCCUAAAGUGGCCACUAAAAUUUUUAAAGGUCUGGUAGUACUACUUAGACCUCUAUAGUGGUCACUAAUUUUUUUAACCCCUUAAGUGGCCAUUAAUUUGACUACUAUGGUGGCCACUAAAUCGUCAAAACCUUAUAAUUACCACUAAAAAUUUUCCCAGAUAUUCAAUUUCUACUGGAAAGAAUAGAAAAUUUCCGAAAUUUGUGUUUCCUUCUCAUAACCAUCACAAGGAACCUAGAAAUUCUCUUAAGGUUGAUAUUUUGAGAUUUUAAAAAAGAAAUACUUCGUAAAUGAAGACGAAGACUUUUUUAGUUUAUUCUAGUAUUUUUUCCAGACUUGCGGGCUGGAACCCUUCGUUUUCCAUCGGAUAAUCGACGUCAUUCUUCUCAACGAGACAGAUUUGCCGCGACCUUUGGUGGACCAUCUGAAUCAGGUCUUCAUAGCCUUCUUUCUUAAAAAAAUCCAUGAAAGAUGGUAGUUUAGCUUUCCUUGUGAUAUCUCUUACGGAAAAAAAGCUGACUAUUUUUUUCACAUUUAUAUUUUUUUGUCACUAAUAACACCAGUCGUAACAAUUUUAAACAUACUUUUUUCUUAGCGUCCUUUUUCUUUUUUCGGUUUCUUUUUUCUAUGACGUCACCGAUAAGAGAAAAGAGACGCAGACAAGUCAGAAUAUUUCAAGUACAUUUAUUUUAUUAAUCCAUCAAUUUUUGCUUCAAGGUCGAAGAAAGGAUACUGGAAGAGUUGGGCUGGCUUCCCACCAGCAAUAUUUGGGUGUACGUUUUAAGAACGCCCCUUUCCAGAUGUCCGCCAUUCGAUGAAUCCUUCUUUGAUAUCGGUUAAUUCUUUUAAAAAAAAUUCAUUAACUUUCAUAACUUUCAGACUCAACCCCCCUAUUCUUCACCCCCUUGAAAAAAUCGAAACUCGAUGAUGAUUUCGUAUUACCCAGGGAAAAACAUAACGAUCUUGCAAUUCCGAAAGCGUUGAAGCUUUUCCUGCGGCGGGUGAGAAAAUUUUCCGUUAAACUUGAAUUUUAAUAUCUUUCAGAUCCUCUACAUAGCCUCUGUGAGGCUCAACGAUUUGUGUGAACGGAUAAAAAAAUGGAUGAAUCGUGAGUUAUUAUUCAUUAUCGACUUUUUGUUUUUAAAAAAGACUUUUUUGCAGAGUGA